Miscanthus lutarioriparius is the source of this 480-nucleotide messenger RNA. The record is from the annotation of a GenBank genome assembly. Lineage: Eukaryota; Viridiplantae; Streptophyta; Magnoliopsida; Poales; Poaceae.
AUGAAGAGCUCGGCGGGGUCGCGCGCGUCCAGGGACGUGGACGUGGAGCUGCUCAAGGCGGUGGCGCAGGCGUGGCAUGCGCAGUCGGGCAACCCGCGGCCGUCGUCGCGGGCGUCGGGAACGGGCGCAAAGGACCCCGCCGGCGGCGCUGGCGCGCGGGCCCGCGCGGGCGCGGCGCCACACCGCCCGUCCCGGUUCAAGCUAGAGGCCAUGGCGGCGGCCGCGGCUCCGGACGCCCGGGCCCGCGAGAGGUCGUGGGACUUCUCGCAGUCGCUGUGGGACCCGUACGAGCUCGUCGCCGUGGCGCGGAGGCUCGAGUCCGGCCUCGUCAUCGCCGACCACGCCGCCGCCGCGCCGCAGGAUGGGAGCGACGCGCGUGGAGCGGGGGAGAAGCGGGGCAGGGAGAGCGGCCGCAGCCUGAGGAACCUGUUCCUUCGCUCCACCUCAAAGAGGUUCGGGUUCGAGGAACCAAGCAGCUAG